Symbiodinium pilosum is the source of this 720-nucleotide messenger RNA. Lineage: Eukaryota; Dinophyceae; Suessiales; Symbiodiniaceae. The record is from the annotation of a GenBank genome assembly.
GAUUUGGACAACUGCCGAGAACUUUCAGGUGAAAGGUUCGAAGAGGUGAUGAAGGCGUGGGAGGAUCGACUGGUGUUCUUCAAGAAGCUUACUUCAGAGCUCAAGCUCAUGCAUGAGCAUGCUUCUCGAAGCAUGUGGACUGAUACAUCCAGCUGUACUGGCAGCCAAAGGGUGCAUGCGGAUGGCUUGGCAAGGUGCGUGCGCGACUUUCUUCGGCAGGAGGAGGUGGAGCGCAAGAAGCGGCUGCAAACCGCCUUGGAUAUGCCAAGUUCGGGGGACGAGCAGAUGUCCUCGCCAAAUCUGGCAGCAGACGCAGCUGACGUCGAAGUGGAGCCUGGAUGGCCGGAGGUGCUGAAGAAUGCCACAGAGAUGCACGAGCUGGUGCGUGAUCUGGAGUUGAAGCAGAACCUGCACAACAAGAUCGAGGAUGUAGAUGACCCGCUGCAGCAGUGGGAGCUGGAGGAGGCCGACCCGAUGAGCUUCUUCCCAGUGAUGCCCGAGGAUGAGGAAGCGUGGGAAGAGAUGGACGAGCCAAUCCUGCACAUGCCGGUGGUUGAGAGCCAGCAGAGCCCUGCAAGGUGCAAGCCUGGCUUGGUGCGCCAAGCCGUUGUGGCAGCAAGUGGUGCAGCCAAGCUGGUGAGCUGGUGGCGGCUCUUGCCUCGGAGGACUCACCAGCCGAAGGCCUACCGUGGCUACAGUUCAGACGUCCUUUCAACAUGA